UGUUUGUGUUUUUGUUGACCCCGUAAUAGCCGGCUAGUGAGCUUGGCAUUUAAACAGCGAUCAGUGAAGCUGAGAACGCGAACAAGAUCAGUGAUUUUUAGUGCGAAAGAAAAGAAAACAGGAAAAUCGUCGGAAUUUUCGAACCGAAUCAAACUUUCUAGUAUCCGAGGGAUGAGAACCCAAAUACACCGGCAAUAUGGUAGAUGAUGGCAAAACAAAUACAACAACGGUCUCAAUGGAUUCCAAUGGCAAAAAUGGCACAGGAAAUCUGCCCAAACUUAUAAUUUCGGACAAUGUUAAACAACAGCCGGUGAAAUCGACACAGCCCACAAAGAAAACGAAAAAGAAGAAGAAGCACCGUGAUCACAGCGAUUUAGGUGAAAAUUUUGUGGCGCCCGAUGGCGGUUGGGGUUGGUUUGUGGCCAUUGCCAGUGGUGUCAAUAUUUUGGUAACAUUUGCCAUGGCCCAACAAUUCGGCAUUAUCUUUCGGGCACAUAUGGCAGACAUGGGAAUAUCCAGCUCUCAGUUGACAACAAUUAUUAACACACAGGUCGCUAUAUCGGCUAUGACAGGCUUGCUCAAUGGCCCACUGUUCCGAAGAUUUUCUUACCGCCAAGUGGCUUUGGUGGGUUCUUUUUUGACAUUCAUAGGUUUGUUCGCUUGCGUCUUUGCCGAAUCGUUCGUAUUUUAUGUGCUGGCAUUCUCCACCUGCUAUGGUUUUGGAAGAGGCCUAACCGUGUCUGCUUCAUCAUUGGCUGUGAACACGUUCUUCAAGGAGAGAAGACGUACUGCUACCGCCUAUCAAUUCGGUGUUGCGGGCUUGGGUCCCAUUGUUCUUCCCUACGUGGCUACCUUCCUCUUGGGCAUGGUUGGCGUCCGUUAUACUGUCCUCUUCUUUGCUGGUCUUUCGCUGAACACCAUUGCCUGCUCGUUGGUGUACCAACCUGUCCUGUGGCAUGUCAAGAAGCCAGCAGCAGCUGAUGCGGAGGCAUCCAAGAAACUCAACGCAACGAACGAUGAAGACGACCAUAUCAUUGCACAACCGGUGGAACCGGACACACCCACCUUACCACGUGCCAACGAUGGAUGGUUUGGCUCGAAGUCAUCCCUGAACUCUUCCUCAUAUCGCAAUCGAUUGGGUACGUGGGAGAAGCAGCAGCAGAGCGAUGAACAGGGCGUUGAAUUGAAACGUCUGAAUAGCAGUGAAGCCACUGCCAAAGUACGCAGUUUCUCCCUUAGUCACAGUAUUAAAGAGGAAAAGGAUGGCGAGGAGAAUGAAGAACAUGAACACAAUACCCAAUUGCAAAGCUACAGUAAUAACAACAACAAUAAUAGUAAUAACAACAAUGUCAAUAAUAAACUGAAAAAGACUGAUGAUGAUGACGAGGAAGAGGAGCCACCCAAGAAACUAUCGAUCCUAAUGAAAAUUGUUAUAUUUUUCGAUUUGGAUUUACUUCGUGACAUUACCUAUUUGAACUUGGCCCUGGGUCUGACCCUGAUCAAUUUUGUUGAAAUCAACUUUGCCAUCCUGACGCCAUUCAUUUUGUCCGACUUUGGGUUCGCCAGUCAUCAGAUCGCCUUGGCCAUGUCACUGCUGGGCCUGUGUGAUUUGGUGGUACGUUUUCUGGUGCCGCUGAUAACGGCCAAAAUAAAUUUGGACAACAAGACGUUCUUCGCCAUCGGCAUAUUGGGCAUGUGCCUCGGACGCCUGCUGCUGUCGUUCACCACCAAUUUCUAUUUCAUGAUUGGCAUAUUUGCAUGGAUGGGUCUGAACAAGGCCUUCCGCACAGUAUUUUGGUCACUCAUCAUUCCCGGCUAUGUUCCACUGAAGAGAUUGCCCGCAGCAGCUGGGCUGCAGCUUCUUAUGUCUGGCAUAUUUUCCAUGGUAUGCGGUCCUGUAAUCGGUCUGAUUCGUGACAGGACCAGCUAUGCUUUCACCCUCAACUUCCUCAACAUGCUGUGUGUUGUGGCAAUUGGAUUCUGGGUACUGGAAUCAGUAAUUCGCAAGUACAAGGGCAAAUCAAAAUCGCUGGCCGAUGGUUCUUAAAUUGGAGACCAAUCUUUCAUUUGCUUCGAAAACUUCCAUUAGUUAAAAGUUUCGCACCGGUUUCAUCCAUUCAUUAUUUAUGUUAUGCUGUCGAACUGUUGCCUCCCCUAUCCCAAUGUCCCUCCCUCCUCCGCCCGCCCACAAUUAACUUUAAGUACAAUUUUGUUGCAUAGGUUAUUGUUAUAUACAAUUGUAACUUUCUGUAAAUAUAUAUACAUUACAUACAUAGAGACGUACACGUACAUACACGCAUAGCUAGUGAUACCAAUUGACAUUUGUACAUUUUAGUGCAUUUAAUACUACCUAUAAGUUUAGUAAAGAAGUAUAAAAGACAAAAAA
Musca domestica (house fly) is the source of this 2386-nucleotide messenger RNA. RefSeq lists its product as uncharacterized. The record is from RefSeq and is a predicted model, not a curated record. The transcript is spliced from 6 exons. NCBI's taxonomy places the organism in Eukaryota, Metazoa, Arthropoda, Insecta, Diptera, Muscidae. Gene Ontology annotation, biological process: monocarboxylic acid transport; transmembrane transport. Gene Ontology annotation, molecular function: monocarboxylic acid transmembrane transporter activity. Bases 197 to 2047 code for a protein of 616 amino acids.